CUCCUCGCACAACAACUUUGUCAAAUCCAAAAAAUGAAUUCAGAACAAUUAGCAAUGGCCAUUCUGCAAGAAAAGAAACAAAGCCAACAACAAAGGGAAAAAAAGCAAGUGAAAAGAAUGGAGCUAAAGCUGAAAGCUCAAAGACUGCGAGUCAUGUCUGAAAUAAGAAAAGAAUUAAGAAUGAAAUUGAAGACAAAUUCCGAGACUGGUGCGCUUCCGAAUUACUCCAGGCACUAUAGUUGCACAAACACGCACGGUACCAUCUUCCAUCUAUUAGCCGUCAUCGAUGCUCUCAGAGUGUGCCCUGAGGAUAAGGCUCUUGUGCUUGAUAUCGAGAACAAAGCACUCAUUAGAUUUAUCAAUGGGCAUAAAUACCUGAAAGGCAUAUUUGUAAAGUGCAAAAAGUUAUUGAAGCCUUACGUUGAUACACUAAGUGCACAACUUAAAAGCAAGGAAAUGCCGGUUAGAGCCCGUCGCUUCAGCAACUAUGACAGACUCACCGAAGUCAAUGGCGCACAAAUACUAUGA
Molecule: messenger RNA, 528 nt
Organism: Zychaea mexicana
Lineage: Eukaryota; Fungi; Mucoromycota; Mucoromycetes; Mucorales; Lichtheimiaceae
Exons: 7
Coding region: 34-528 (164 amino acids)
Source: RefSeq, a predicted model, not a curated record